This is a messenger RNA of Eimeria tenella, 345 nucleotides long. RefSeq lists its product as uncharacterized. The record is from RefSeq and is a predicted model, not a curated record. Bases 1 to 345 code for a protein of 114 amino acids. The transcript has a single exon. Lineage: Eukaryota; Apicomplexa; Conoidasida; Eucoccidiorida; Eimeriidae.
AUGGGAUCGAGUCGAUCCCGGGGCGGCAGCCGCAAGUCCCAGAAGUUCAGAAAGGCUUCGCGCGAAGAGGCCGAGGCGCACACUGCAGCCACCCACAAGUCCGCAGCGACACUCAGCAGCAGCAGCAGCAGCAGCAGGAGCAGCACGGGGGGCAGCAGCAGCAGCGGCGGAGCUGCAGCGACGGACGGAGCGCCAGCAACAGCACCAGCAGAAGGGUCAAAGGCAGCAGCAGCAGCACUACCACCACCAGAAGCAGCACCAGAAGCAGCAGCAGCAGCACCAGCACAAGCAGCAGCAGCUGCAGCAGCAGCAGCAGCAGCAGCAGCUGACCGUAAGGGCCAAUGA